AUGACAGUCUACUGUCCAUUAGACUUUCGCACUGCCAGUAGAGGACUGUUAAAGGAUGAUGAUGAUGAUGAUGACGACGACGAUGACGACAAUGAUGAUAAUGAUGAUAGAGUACCUUGGCAAGUAUUAUACAGAAAAGGGAAGGCAUCAGGCUGUGGAGAUAGCAGCAGCUGCAUAACAAGGAAUCUUAGAGACAUACAGGCAGUCAUAGGUGUUCAGGUAACCGGGAAUCUGGACUACAGCACUAUGAGCAUGACUCAGAGAUCAUAGUGUGGAGCUCCUGACGUAGAAAACUACCAGCUCUUUCCAGGACAGCCCAAAUGGGAAAAGAAUUUUCUGAAACCCUACAUGGUGGUGGUUUCUUUCUCUUUCUUCUGCUAUUAUUUGCUACAUCAUUGUGACUCUUAUCCCUUUGAUGGCCCACAUGGGACCCUGGCACAUGCUUUUGCCUCAGUGAAGGACUGGGAGGGGACAAUCAACAGUGCAGCGGAGUGGAUCAUGGGAACAAACGGAUUUAAUUUAUUCACUGUUGCUGCCCAUGAAUUUGGACAUGCUCUGGGCCUUGGCCAUCCCACUGAUCCAUCUGCUUUGAUGUUUCCUACUUACAAAUACCAAUCUCCAUUUUGAUUUUGUUUGCCAAAGGAUGACGUGAAAGGGAUCCAAGCAUU
This is a messenger RNA of Balearica regulorum gibbericeps (East African grey crowned-crane), 668 nucleotides long. NCBI's taxonomy places the organism in Eukaryota, Metazoa, Chordata, Aves, Gruiformes, Gruidae. The record is from RefSeq and is a predicted model, not a curated record.